Dalotia coriaria is the source of this 1849-nucleotide messenger RNA. Its product is annotated as propionyl-CoA carboxylase beta chain, mitochondrial-like. Gene Ontology annotation, molecular function: propionyl-CoA carboxylase activity. Lineage: Eukaryota; Metazoa; Arthropoda; Insecta; Coleoptera; Staphylinidae. The record is from RefSeq and is a predicted model, not a curated record. Gene Ontology annotation, cellular component: mitochondrion.
ACAUCAAUAUACAGCUUCCAAGUUAAUAUUUAUAAGGAAUAUGCAAUAAAAUUUAUUAUCAGUGCAGACUACAAAGUUUAUCUAUAACUACUCUACAUAAAAUAUUAGUCAAUCAUCAACAUGCAAGGCAUUAACUACGCAAAAUCAAAAGUUUUGCGGAGUUUCCUGAGUCAACAUUUAAAAUGUAUACGGAGCUGUUCUACAAUAAAUUUUAUACAAAACAAAAUAAAAUCUGUCACGGAUCAAGCACUUUUAGGAGGUGGGCAAAAACGAAUCGAUGAGCAACAUGCAAAGGGAAAACUCACUGCAAGAGAACGCAUCAGUAUAUUUGCCGAUCCGCAUACCUUUACUGAAUAUGAUAUGCUCAUGGAACAUACAUGCACUGAUUUCGGAAUGGAAGCAAAGAAAUAUCCUGGUGAUUCAGUAGUUACAGGACAUUGUCGCGUCAACGGUCGCCUGGUAUAUGUGUUCAGUCAAGACUUCACUGUGUUUGGUGGAAGUUUAUCAAGUACCCAUGCGAAAAAAAUUUGCAAGGUGAUGGAUCAAGCAAUGGCGGUGAAGGCACCGGUUGUUGGCUUGAAUGAUUCGGGAGGUGCGCGAAUUCAAGAAGGAUUGGAUUCGUUAGCUGGUUAUGCUGAUAUAUUUCAAAGGAAUGUAUUGGCGUCAGGUGUAAUUCCACAGAUUUCGUUGAUCAUGGGUCCUUGUGCAGGUGGAGCAGUUUAUUCACCAGCUUUGACUGAUUUUACAUUUAUGAUAGAAGAUACUUCAUAUUUGUUUGUAACUGGACCAGAUGUUAUAAAGAGUGUUACCAAUGAAAAUGUAUCACAAGCUGAACUAGGUGGUUCUAAUACUCACACUAAACAAUCAGGAGUUGCCCAUAAAGCUUUCAAAAAUGAUGUAGAUGCAUUACUUAACUUGAGAUAUUUUCUGGGAUUUCUUCCUCAAUCUAAUACUGACGCUGCACCCAUAAUUCCUUGCAAUAAUUUAAGUAUUGAUGAUAUUCCAUUGUUUGAUUCUAUUGUACCAAAAGAUUCCUCCGAAGCUUACAAUAUGUUGGAUAUCAUUUAUAGUCUUGUGGAUGAACGAGAGUUUUUUGAACUAAUGCCAGAGUAUGCCAAAAAUAUUAUUACUGGUUUUGCUAGAAUGAAUGGACGUUCGGUAGGCAUUGUCGCUAAUCAACCAAAAUACCUUGCUGGUUGUUUAGAUAUAGAUGCGUCUGUGAAAGCAGCACGUUUUGUGCGCUUUUGUGACGCUUUUAACAUUCCGUUAAUUACUUUAGUAGAUGUACCUGGUUUUCUCCCAGGUGUAGUAAAUCAGGAAAUUUCUGGAAUUAUAAGACAUGGGGCUAAACUAUUGUACGCGUAUGGUGAAGCAACGGUGCCGAAAUUGACAGUAAUCAUAAGAAAGGGUUACGGUGGGGCAUAUGAUGUAAUGUCAUCGAAACAUUUAAGAGGAGAUGUAAAUUAUGCCUGGCCUACCGCGGAACUGGCGGUAAUGGGAGCUAAAGGUGCUGUUUCAAUUUUAUAUCGUGGAAAAGAAAAUGUAGAGGUUUACGAAGAAGAAUAUAAAGGGAAAUUUGGAAAUCCAUUUACCGCUGCGAAAAGAGGUUUCGUUGAUGCUAUAAUUGAACCAGCCUCAACACGUAGAAGAUUAUGUCAGGAUUUGGAAAUUUUAUCAACGAAGAAAAUUGAUAAUCCUCCCAAGAAACAUGGAAAUAUGCCACUAUAAGCUAUAUUUGUAGCUAUCAUGAUAGAUACAGAUUAUAACAUUAUUUAAUGCACAAGUAGCGAGUACAAUCUAACCUAUAUUUAAUCGGAUUAAUGGAUUAAAGUUUUGCAUAAUAACACAA